AAGUAUCUCUUUUCUGUUCUCCUUAGCUUAUUGCUUUUAUACCUAGUCAUACUUUUCCUUUGUACAAGAAUGCAGGCAAUUACGCAGGUUCACGCAGUUCCAGCCAUGACUGUUCUCAAACGCCUUUUCUCGGCAACCGUCUCUCGAUCUGCUGCCAAGCAAGGUCUUGUAGUUGGUCUUCUCGACAACAAGCUGUACAUGGGCGACAAGGUGCAGAUCACUGGUGAGCAGGCAACCAAGAUCCAAUCCGAGGUCUCUGCGCUGGGCACCAAGGGCGACGUUGGCGAUGUGCACGUAGUCUUGAGCUCUGACGGCACCACCCAGAUCGCAGUUGUCGGCCUGGGAAGCACCGCACAGCUGGAGCAGCACACGUCAGAAAUUGUGCGCAAGGCUGUUGCUACUGGCAUCAAGAAGCUGGCGGCCCAGAGCGUCGAGACAGUGAGUGUUGCACCGAUGCCGUGUGCGCAGUCGGCAGGCGAGGGUGCGGUCUUGGGCCUGUACAAGUUCGAUCAGUUCAAGAGCAAGCAGGGAGAGGAGAAGACGCCAGUUUCGGUGACUAGUGCGGCCAGCGAAGCGUGGCAGGUCGGCAAGGUGUAUGCGGAGGCGCAGAACCUGGCGCGCGAUCUGACGAACACACCCGCAAACUACAUGACGCCAACCAUCUUCGCUGAGCGUAUGCAGUCGGAGCUCUCAAAGUUUGCGAACGUGCAGGUAAACAUCUACGACAAGGCGUGGGUCGAGCAGCAGCGCAUGGGCGGCCUUCUGGCAGUUUCCGCGGGCUCCGACGAGCCGCUCAAGUUCCUUGAGAUCAUCUACCGCGGCGCGCCUUCCUCGGACUCUGUCAGCCUGGCCAUGGUUGGCAAGGGUAUCACCUUUGAUACCGGAGGCUAUAGCCUGAAGCCAGGGAAGUCCAUGGACAUGAUGAAGGGCGACAUGGGCGGUGGCGCGACGGUUGUGUCGGCGAUGAGGGCGAUUGCUGAGCUCCAGCUGCCGAUCAACAUGGUGGCGACCGUGCCGCUGUGUGAGAACAUGAUCAAUGGCAAGGCGACUAAGGUGUCGGAUGUGUAUACGUCGCGGGCCGGUCUGACGGUCGAAGUCAUGAACACCGAUGCUGAGGGCCGCAUUGUGCUGGCUGAUGCGCUGCACUACACGGUCGAGCGGCACAAGCCCGAGAACAUCAUUGACGUGGCGACACUCACGGGUGCGAUGGUGGUGGCGCUGGGUGAGCUGUACACGGGCGUGUUCUCUGCGAGCCCCAAGCUCUGGCAGCAGAUCGAGAAGGCCGGCAAGACGUCUGACGAGGCAGUCUGGCGCAUGCCCCUGCACGACACCUGGGACACGAUGCUCAAGUCGGAUGUGGCAGAUCUGUCCAACAUUGGAAAUAAGAGCGAGGCUGGCUCGUGCACGGCGGCGGCGUUCCUGCGCCAGUUCGUCAAUGGCCCAAGACUGACCCCACCCAAGGUGCCAGCGGAGCAGACAAACGACGAGGAGGUCCCGAGGUGGGCGCAUCUUGACAUUGCGGGGCCUAUGGAGACAAGCAACUCGACCGGGUACCACUCGGCUGGCAUGACGGGCCGUCCGACGCGUAUGCUGAUUGAGCUGGCGCGCCAGCUGUCCAGGGAUCCAAUUGCUUAGAAUAACAACGUGCUGUCACCAAAAUAGCACAUAAUGAUGUGAUAUAUGCCUU
Molecule: messenger RNA, 1687 nt
Organism: Linderina pennispora
Lineage: Eukaryota; Fungi; Kickxellomycota; Kickxellomycetes; Kickxellales; Kickxellaceae
Exons: 1
Coding region: 106-1635 (509 amino acids)
Biological process (GO): proteolysis
Cellular component (GO): cytoplasm
Molecular function (GO): metalloaminopeptidase activity; manganese ion binding
Source: RefSeq, a predicted model, not a curated record